This is a messenger RNA of Effrenium voratum, 744 nucleotides long. The record is from the annotation of a GenBank genome assembly. Lineage: Eukaryota; Dinophyceae; Suessiales; Symbiodiniaceae.
AUGACGAGCCGAGGGUCAGCAGGACCAUUGCCAUUUCAGCAGCGUGGCCGUCACAAAGCUACCAGUCUGCAAAGCGGCCCCUCCACUCCCACUAGCAGUCUCCACACUACGAUUCGAUCCGGCUCGCCUCACUCCCCUACAGCAUCAUCGAACACAUCGAGAGAUGAUGGGGCUGAGGAACACUAUGUGGAAGGCGUUCAACUGCAAGAGGCCAAAACACCAAAGAUACUGUGGGCUGCGACUCCAACACCAAAGGCAUCGCAAGCAACUUACAGCUUUGCUUUGCCUCCUCAGCCCAAGCUGAAUGCAGAGGCAAAAGCAUUUGUGCCGGACACGCCGCAAGCGCCCGUGACUGCCAAAAUCGAGGAGCCCAGCUCGGAGUUGCAUGCCGAGGCUCAGGCUGUGAUGAUGGCAGAGUCAGUCUUGGGACUGGAUGCAGAGCCAACUUCAGUGGCGUCAGUGCCAACUGUGAGCCCCAAGGGCCCAGAGAAAGAAGUGCUUUUGCCUUCAAAGGGGUCGACGCUGCACCAGCAGGGGCAGUGUCGCCCAUGUGCAUGGAUGUGGAAACCAAAAGGGUGCCAAAAUGCGACAAGCUGCGAGUACUGCCACCUGUGUCCAGAAGGAGAACUGAAGCAUCGAAAGAAGCUGAAAAUAGCUGCAAUUCGGAUGGGUGCCUUGGGGCCAUCCACAGACAAGGCCGGCAAGGCCGCUCGCAGAGACUUGAAAUUGUCAAGCUUGCUGUGA